AUGCAAAAAAUUUAAGAAUUGGAAGAUUUACUUUUGAAAGAGAUAGUUGAAAAAAACUAUGAUCAAGAUUAAUUUGAACUAUUAACAAAUGAAAGAUAUCCUAAUAAAGGUACAAAGUUUUUUAAAUUAAAGAUGAAUUAUCAGAUUGGACUUUGGAAGAAUUAAAAUAAUUAAUCAAAGAAUUUUAAGACUAAUAGAAUAAUAUCACAAACAUUUAAACUCUUGGAAAUCCUUUAUAAGAUUAAAUAAUAUAAAAUAAUCCUAUAAUAGAGGCCCCAAUAUAGAGAAGAAGUAAAUUAAUCCCAAAAAAAUAAUAAUUAAAAUAAAUAUUUACUAACACUCUUACAGAUGAGUAAGCAUAAAAAAAGGGUUUUGAUUAGGAGCAAAUGAAUAUUCUGUAGAAGAUUAAAGAAGCAAAAUGUUAAAUACAAUUUGUAUUUAUUCUUCUUUUUAUAUUAGGAUAAUUAAUUAAUAUUUUCAGAAUAUGAAAAAUAAAUUAAUUGCAAUAAAAAAUAAUAAUAUAUUAAAGAAGAUGAAGAGCUUAAUUUCAAAAUAACUGUAAAAGAAGAAAAAAAAUAUUUUUCCACUAUUUAAUUAUAUUGUAUUGAAACAUUACCUUUAAAUUGGAAAGUUGAAAGAACUAAAGAAGAUUUUAAGACUUUGGAAAAAAUGAUACAAAUAUAUCUGCCAGAAUACUCAGGUUAUAUAAUUUAGUAUGAUGAAACAUAAAAAUUUGAAAAACAUUUAGAGGUACAUAUUCAUUUAUGAAAAUGAGAAUGCAUUAAAAAUUUAUUUUAGUAAACCAAAAACAAGAUCUCUUUUAUAUUUUUCGUUGUUUUUAAAUGAUGAUUUUGCCAAAUAAUACCAUUCUCAUCCUUUUAGUCACUUUACAGAAAAUGAAAAAAAACUUAAACAAUUUAUCUUAAAAGAAUAAUCUACUUCAUCGGGAAUAUUAAAUAUUGAAUUUAGUAAAUCCAAUUAUGAUAAUUACAAAUCUUUAUAAAGAUUUUAAACUGACUUUUCAUAAGGAUAUUUAGAAUUAGAAAAACAAUUUAAAUAAUCUAUAGAAAUUAUAAAUUAGGAAACUUAAAAAAUGAAAAAGAAAUUAAAAGAUUUUUAGAUUACAACUAAAAAAACAGUAAUUAUUUUUUUGACUUAUAUUUAGUUUAUUUAAGAUGGCCAUGUAUAAAAAAUACCAGAGGCCAAUUUUAAUAUAUUUUUAAAAAAUAUAUCUGAUGCUUUCUAGUUAAAUGAUUAAAUCCAAUCAUUUAUUAUGAUCACUAUCCAUUCAAUUAAGCAAAAAUUAUGUGAUACAUUUAAAAUUCUUGAAAAACCUUUAACAAAAUGUUAAGAUGUCGCAGAAAAUAUCAGAAAAAUUUAUAUUAAUGAUUUUGCACCUACGUAAAGUAAGUUUUUGGAAAAAAAAGAAAUUCAAAACUUUUUAAAGUUUUAUGGUCUAAAAGAAAAACCAUUCUCAAACUAUGAAUAUGAAACCUUGUCAUUAAUAAUUUGGGAAAUACAUCCGUUAAAUGUUGAUAUAAAUUUUGAAUACCUUUAAAAAGAAAAAGAUGAUUUUGCAUAUUUAAUUUCUCAAAUUAAUCAAGAGGCACAAGUUUGGCUUGAGAAACUAUUUAAAGAAGUCAAUUACAUCUGUAGAAAAAAUUUUAAAGUGCUUACUGAUAAUAUAUCCAAAUAAUUCUAAAAUGAAAAUUGA
Messenger RNA from Paramecium sonneborni, 1714 nucleotides. The record is from the annotation of a GenBank genome assembly. NCBI's taxonomy places the organism in Eukaryota, Ciliophora, Oligohymenophorea, Peniculida, Parameciidae.